Paramormyrops kingsleyae is the source of this 1802-nucleotide messenger RNA. RefSeq names its product trans-2,3-enoyl-CoA reductase-like. Gene Ontology annotation, molecular function: oxidoreductase activity, acting on the CH-CH group of donors. Gene Ontology annotation, biological process: very long-chain fatty acid biosynthetic process. NCBI's taxonomy places the organism in Eukaryota, Metazoa, Chordata, Actinopteri, Osteoglossiformes, Mormyridae. The record is from RefSeq and is a predicted model, not a curated record.
CCCUUCUCCACACGGCCCAGCGAUCCGCACACUGCCGCUCAGACUAGCAUCAGGAUGUUCUCCACAGGCCGGGCCUUGCCCCGCUCCUUCUAUGGUUUCCCCCAGUUUGUGUUGGGACAGCCGCUGGCCCACAGGCACCGACCCAGCUACAUGGAGGUGGAGGUUCUGGACCAACGCACGGGACGACUCAUCUACGUCAUCGACAAGGUGCAUCCUUCAUCGACUGUUCUGGAACUGAAAAACAGGUUCCACAAAGCAUGUCCUGGAUGGUAUCCGUCACGCACUGGUCUCCGGGUUGAGCCCAAUGGGCCGUUCCUACGGGACACCUGCCUAGUGCGGACACUGGCCUCUUCCUCCUUGGUGACGCUGUACUCCACAGAUCUCGGCCAGCAGGUGGGCUGGACCACGGUAUUUCUCACACAGUAUAUCGGACCUCUCCUCAUUUACUUGAUGUUUUAUUUCCACACGUGGAAUCUGUAUGACAGCAGCAUCAAGAAGCAACGGCCUCUGGUUGUACACUUGGCCUGUUUCUGUCACUCACUCCACUACGUUAAGCAUCUUCUGGAGACUCUGUACGUCCAUCGGCUGUCUGAUGGCUACACCCCUCUGCGGAACCUCCUGAAGGGCUGUGCGUUUUACUGGGGAUUUACAUCCUGGCUGGGGUACUACGUCAACCACCCUCUGUAUACACCUCCAUAUUUUGCCAACAAGCAAAUCAUUCCUUCAUUUUUCUCGUUCUUGCUUUGUGAAGCUGGUAACUUCUUUAUCAAUAUGGCUUUGGCACAGCACAGUCACACCGCAAGCCCCUCUCCAUACCCGAAGGCAACCUGCAACCCCUUCACCUGGCUCUUCAUGGUGGUGCACUGUCCCCAGUACACCUACGAGAUUGGAGCGUGGAUAAGUCUGGCCAUUAUGACCCAAACAGUGCCUGUGGCAGUCUUUGCUGCACUGGUAUCGAUCCAGAAGCUGCUUAGGGCAAGGAGGAGACAUCACAGACACCAGAAGCAGAGCAGUGGCGGUGGACAAUGCCGGGCUGCUGUGAUCCCCUUCCUGCUGUAGCUGUUGAGGACUCAAAGGUGAAAUGGGAGGUGACAUGUAGCUGUGCUAGAUGCAGAGGUUGGAGCGGAUAGCAUCACACUGAUAUGCUUUCAUCCUGACAACUUCAGCAAGGUGUUUGGGAUGCACACUAGUGUAGUGGGGAUUUUCACAGAUCCGUCCCAAGUGCCAGCCUCUGCCCCAUUACUCUGCUGGAACAGCAACUGAUAUUUUUGACUAAGUGAACCAGAUAAAUUGAAAUUUUUGUUGUCGUUGCUCUUGCUGUUGAAAGACUAGAUCAGUGGUUCGCAACAUAGUCCUCUGGGACCCCGGUAGGCCACAUUUUUGCUCCCUCCUAGUUCCCAGCCAAUCAAAAACACUGAAUGCCUGGUUCCGGUGUGUUAGAAAUUGAGUGGGAGCAAAAAUGUGGACUGUCUGGGGGUCCCUGAGGUCUGGAUAGAGAAAUACUGAACUAUAUCAAUUCCUAUGUUCCUGACUCUUCCUGACCCUGAUCGGUAUAAGUGGUUAGAAGAUAGUUGGGUUUCAGUGAAAACAUGUCAAUGAAUAUUAUUGACUACAUGGUAGUAACAUCAUGAGUUUUGUACUGUUAUGUUCAGCUGAUAGUCAUUCAUGCAUUUGUAGUAGAUAGAAUUCAAAUAUAACGUCAAGACAGGUAAAUAGAUUUUACAAAUUGUAUCUGUUUUUUUUUUAACCUUGGAAAGCUGGAGAAAGGAAGAAAAAAAAUUUUUUAUGCUGUGUUUACGAAA